AACUGUGAGCACGUGGCUUAAAGACGGCGCUCUUCUUCCCAAGAGGCACUGCGGUUUUUGUAGAGGUGAAGAUGGCGGGCAGGGCACCCGUUUCAGCUGGCAGUCGUUUGCUUGAGAGAUUUCGCAAAUGGUAUUACAAUGCACAAGGAUUCAACAAAUACGGAUUAAAGCGUGAUGAUAUAAUACAUGAAAGUGAUGUUGUCAAAGAAGCAAUAAAAAGACUUCCGGAAGAUGUAUAUUAUGAGAGAAUAUUUCGCAUCAAGAGAGCAGUCCAAUUGAGUCUGACGCAUGAUAUUCUUCCCAAAGAUCAGUGGACAAAAUAUGAAGAGGAUAAGCCUUAUCUUUGGCCACAUGUGGUGGAAGUCAUGCGUGAAAGACGUGAAAAAAAAGAAUUCAGAGAUAAAUAAUUUUAUAUCAUUUAUUUAAGCAAAUAUUUUCUUUAGAAUGUAAUUUGUUUGGGCAGAGAUUUUGAAUACUUCAAAUGCUGAGCUAGAAUUCUUUGCUUAGUAAUAUUUGGUCAUACGGUUCAAAUAAACCUUACCAAAUCUUUUUGGAAUCCUGUUUCCUAAGCUGCAAAGAAUUGGUUAAAACCUUUUCAGCCACAUUACAUGUUGACGUGAUCUGCAAUCUUCAUUCCAGUUGUUUGAGUAAUUCUUUUUAUCAUAAUACAGAUGUUUCCUGCAGUUGGGAAAAUAGAUAAGCAACUAUCCCUUUCUUUUCCAACUCUUUUUUUUUUUAAAAAGAGAUGCUUCUGUGCGUAAUGAUUGUAUAUUAUCUUGCCCUAGAAAUGGAAAUAGAGGCAUGAAUGUUAUGUCAGUGAUGCAAAAUCAGAAUUACAUAGUUCCCAUCAUAUCUUCUCAGAAGGAUGGAAUGCUCUAUUGAUACAUUUUUGAAAUCUGUAGUUCCUGCCAACUUUCAAAUAAAGCCAGUCACAUAAUCUGAAUUAAUCACUUAAUGAAUUUACUAAAUAGUUGAAUGUAAAUUCAGCCUUGACAAAUUACUUCAACAUACCAUGGGUUAAGUUUGGCUAAAGAUCUCAUUAAACUCAAUUCAUAUUGGCAUUGAAAAAUUUCAAAAUUUGGUUAUUAAAAUUGAAACUUGUACUUUGUAAAGGAUUGGUCUCCCACUGGUAGUUAGUUAUUAUUUGCAAUGGGGUAAACUCUAAACAUGAAUGGAAAUAUUUGUAAAAUGGAAGAAAAUCAGGAAUGCAUUCCCUACUUUUUCUCUAAUGCCUACAUUAUAAAUAUAUAUAGCAAACUAUAUAUUAUCAUUUAACUGGAUAAUAUCAAGUGUUUUUUUAAUUUCUGAACUACACAACAAUUUGUUUAGAAGCUGGGAAUUAGGCACAGUAUUGUAAUAUGCUUCCAAGAAUUACCUGGAUUAUGAAAUCAUCUUUAUUUCCUAAGAAAUGUAUGAUACUGCUUAGCUACAAAACUGGAAAUUGUUUUAGGGCUAUAUAAAUUGGAUUUUAUUUAUCUGUGUAAA
This is a messenger RNA of Crotalus tigris (Tiger rattlesnake), 1485 nucleotides long. Its product is annotated as cytochrome b-c1 complex subunit 7. The transcript has 4 exons. Gene Ontology annotation, biological process: mitochondrial electron transport, ubiquinol to cytochrome c. The record is from RefSeq and is a predicted model, not a curated record. Bases 72 to 407 code for a protein of 111 amino acids. NCBI's taxonomy places the organism in Eukaryota, Metazoa, Chordata, Lepidosauria, Squamata, Viperidae.